This is a messenger RNA of Pygocentrus nattereri (red-bellied piranha), 5645 nucleotides long. It is a transcript of the gene map7d3, whose product is annotated as MAP7 domain containing 3. Lineage: Eukaryota; Metazoa; Chordata; Actinopteri; Characiformes; Serrasalmidae. Gene Ontology annotation, biological process: microtubule cytoskeleton organization. The coding region runs from base 44 to 2599 and encodes 851 amino acids. The transcript has 21 exons. Gene Ontology annotation, cellular component: microtubule cytoskeleton. The record is from RefSeq and is a predicted model, not a curated record.
GAACGUGUCCGAGAAAAGAGAAGGAAAAAACUUCGGUUAAAAAAUGGCGGAGGGGGCAACGACUCUGAAAGGCUUGCGCGCACAAAUGGCUGCAGCCGCCCAGGCGCAGGCUGAGGAACGGCGCGGCCUGGCCGGGAACAGCCCAGCAUCGGCAACUACAGCUGCUUCUGCGAAGAGCCAUUCUAAACCAGUCAUUGAUGGAGCAGCGCUUAGGAUAGAUGACAAACUUCGAGUAGCCAAAGAGAGGAGAGAAGAGCAAGAUAAGCAGCAAGCGGUGCGCGAGUCUCAGAUCCUGGAGCGGGAGCGCAAGGCCAAGUUGCAGGUAGAAAGGCAGAUGGAGGAGAGACAGAGAAAACUGGAGGAGCAGCGCAGGAAAGAGGAGCAAAGGAGAGCCGCUGUUGAAGAGAAGAGGAAACAGAAGCAAGAGGAAGAGAAGGAGCACUAUGAGGCAGUGAUGCGGCGCACUAUGGAGCGCAGUCAGAGACUGGAGCAGAGACAGAAGAGGUGGUCUUGGGGAGGCCUCACUGACUCAGACCAGAAAAAUGGCGAAAGUGACAGCGGCCCUGCCUCUUCUCCAAUCACUGUAGUAAUCUCUCCUGCCUCACCAGUCUCCAAGCCACCCAGGAGCCAGGUGCCACAAGACAAGCGUUCCACUUCCACCACAAACCUGAAGCAGCAGGCCGAUUCGGCCAUCAGCAAGCGCCUCUCUUCCUCCUCUGCCACCCUCCUGAACUCUCCAGACAAAAGUGCUAAGCGGAGGAGUUCUUCUUUGAACCGGUUGCCUAGCAAUGCCUCUCAGGCCUCUAAGGAAGUGCAUAAGCAGACUCAGGUGGAACAGACAGGCCCCACCCUGACGAAACGGAGCUCUUCCCUCUCCCGAGUAGGGUGUAGGGUCCCACCUAAUGCCAAACCAGAGAAAACCUCACCCAGUGAUCCAGCACGUCGCUCCUUGACCAGUCCCGUGGACAGCGGUGUCCUCAGCCGUCUCCUCACCCCCACCCAGGCCUCUCUAGCUAGGAGCAAGAGCGCAGCAGCCCUCUCAGCCGAAGGAGCAGAUGUCCCAGAGUCUCACCUGUGUCCUCGCUCAGUGUCGGCCAGCCCGCUGCAGCCCAUACCCCGCGGACCCUUGCGCAGCCGCAGCACCGACCGCCAGAAAGGCCCCCCGAACUCCGCUUCAGCCGAUGCCAUCUCAAGCAUGACUCAGAAAGCUGAGAAGGACAAGCAUUUCGCUUCACCAGGAGGGAAACGUCCUUCUUCACCUUCAACCAUCCCCAGUCGCAAUCGCUCCCCAUCCCCAGGCCUGUCUGCCACCAGCACCGCCAAGAGAACACCCUCCCCUGGAGCAGCAAAGUCAAGUCCUCGCAAUCGGCCUCCUUCCCCCAGCGGGAUGAAACAACGUCCUCCGUCACCUCAGCCCGCAGCUGCCUCUAAACCUCCACCCAUACAGAAGCCUGCACUCACACCCACCGGCCCUCCUGUUCUCCGCAAGAGGGAGUCCAAACCAAAAGACAUGUCCCCUAUGAUGCCUCUUACACCCCAACCUCAAGAGACCAGCACUGCCAGCCCUCCCCCCAGCACCAAGCCCAAAGACGAUCCCAGUUUGAAAGCUGUGGCAGGCCAAAACUCAGCUGCUGAGGCUGCUAAAAUCUUGGCAGAGAACCGGCGUCUGGCCCGCGAACAGAAAGAGAGAGAGGAACAGCUCCGGGUACAGCGAGAGGAAGAGGAGAGGCUGAAAAAGGAGGAGCAGGAGCGUCUAGCUGAGGAGGAGAGAGUGAGGCGUUUGGAGGAAGAGAAGCUUCUGGCAGAGGAGAAAAAGAGGGAAGAGGAGGAGCAGGCUCUUAAAGCAGAGGAGGAAAGGCAGAGACUGGAGCUGGAGGAGCAGCAGAAACAAGCUGAGCUACAGAAAGAGCGUGAGAAGGCAGAAGCAAAGGCGCAAGAGGAGGCUGAGAAACAGCGUCAAGAGAGAGAGCGCAUCAUGCAACAGAACCAGCAGGAGCGCAUGGAGAGGAAGAAGAGAAUUGAAGAAAUUAUGAAGAGAACCAGAAAAACUGACCAAAUAAAUUUCAAGAACCAUGAUGAGAAAAGCAUGCCUGAUGAGAAUGAUGAAGAGGUUCCUGACCAGAUAGACUGUGAAAAUAAGGGGGAACAGUUUGUCCAGUUGGAGCAAAGUUUUGAGGUAGAAGACCAAAUAGAUAUCCAGGAGCAAGGUUUGUCCUCACAGGAAAGCCCUGUGGAGCAGGAAGACCCGCUUGACAGUGUGAAUGGACAGAAUGAAGCAGACAACAAGGAGAAUAAUAAUGGCCCAAGUGCAGCCGAGCCCCCUGCUAUUAGUAAUUCCUGUCCAAAGACACGACUAGUGGAGGGCUCAGAGUUUGUGAAUGAGGACUCUAAGUUGGGACUGAAUGGGAAAGCUGGGCCAUGGAGCUUUGAGGAGUUUAUAGAUCUGGGGGUUCAUCCUAAAGGCAGACCGCUCAAGGUACCUGAGGGCUGUAACCAGGGCCUAAUAGACUGUGAUGGGGGACCUGAGGGUCCCAGAGUGGCCUUUGAAGACAAGUCCCUCCAUCCACCUCAGCCCGUUGAAGCCCUGUCUGAGAUGUGAGUUGACAUCUUUGCCCAGGGCCAGUUGUUAAUUGCAUUCCAUGAUGCAUGUCCAGUUGAGCUCCGAAGUCUCUUGUACUCAGCCUCAUCUCAGCAGCAAGAGAAGCUCAGAGUUGCAGAAAAAGGCCUCAGCCUCCGCACAUCCAAGAAAAAGGUGGAACAAAGAAAGAAAGAAAACAGAAAAUAUGGAACGCUUCAGGGAAAGUGUGUUCUGUCAUUGUGCUUAUUACUCAUAUUUUCUGCCUCCCUUCGUGUUGUUUCUGUCUUGUCAGUUUUUUUUUUUUGUUUUGUUUUGUUUUUUUGGUUUUUUUUACAAUGUUUUGUUUGGCUCUUUGUCAUUAAUGUUAUUUUUUAAUGUAGGGCGAUUCUAUUGUAAUUUAUUCUUCAUUCAUUUUAUUACUUUUCACCUCUUUCACCAAUAACUUGGGUUAUUUUCUGUUUGAUUUUGUUAAAUUCACAGAUUUGCCAUUAAUGAAUUCACUGAAAAAAAGGUCAGUGAAUUUAUGGAUAUGAACAAGUUUGCUUUAAAAUAUAGCAAAAUUGUGAAUAAGGUCAGUUGAUAUCAUGCAGUAAUGAAUAAUUAAUGUGAAGUAAAGUAAGUAAAAGGGAUAGAUUUAAAAUCUACACGUGAAUUGUGAGUUGUGCUCAAGAAUGUUACCGGAAUUGGAAUUAAUGCUUUAGCUGAUAGCAAAAGGCUCUACCUUUUUACAGCUUACAAUACAGAAAUGUAUCCAGCCUCUGCACAUAGAACCCUGCCUGUGUUUCCAGCUUCUGUGAAAUCUAAUGUGAUGACCAGGCCAACUGGCUGUUUCUAAUUGUCCUUUCUCUUGCUGUGAAGCAUUCCUUGUAUAAAGUUUGUAGAUAGCAAAUCUUGGUCAAGAUAUUUCAGAAAGAAUUCUUGUAUGACAGGUGAGGGGCUUCUUAAAGCCACAGCUGAAUUUCAAACUCAGCUGAAAGAUUUGCCAAUUCCUUUGGGCUUUAAAGGAUGAAGGAGCUCAAGGCAAAUAAUCUUGUGAGCACUUGUGACUAGUUGAAGUUUCAGUGUUGUGAGUUUCAGGUUUAUAAUCGUUGCCCUAUGUUGUUGACAUUUUCUUUUACAUGUACAUAAGCGUAAAACAUGGUUAGUUACUCAUAUAAAACCUAAUUUAAGUGCAUCCUGAAACUACAGUACAACUUUGGAUGUCAGCAUGAAUCUAUACUACAGCAAAUAAUUACAUGAAAGAAUUACUGUAACAUCGUUUUAACAAUUGUACAUUCAGUUGAGUUUUUUUUCCACUAAAAGUUUUAGGCAAAGGAGAUUCCAUUAUCCAAGCUUGAAAUAAUGGAAGCGUUCUUGAAGGCCCCAAGUUCCCACAAGGUCAGUUUCAUUAGGUCCUAAUGUGUUUGGAAGAGUACUGUUUAAUUUUGGUCUUUGCUGUUCUUCUCCUCUAUCCAUCCAUACGUUGGUCCAGAGCUCACCAGCUACUUAAGUCUUCUUGCAAAAUUGUUUUGAAUUACUCUGCAACUGUGCUACUAGAUUUAUAUAUUUAAAAACAAUUCUACAUAUGUAAGUAUUAUGUACAUAAUCAGUAUUAGGCUGUUAUGCUAUGUUGGGUUGGGGAAUAGAGGGAAAAGGAAGUGUUUGGAUUGUCUUCAUCUGCUAUAUGGAUUCGCCUCAGAACACUCAGAAGUUUCCCCACAAGACAACACACUCUACUUGACACAGCAGCCUCUGAUCCUUCCCUUUGAGCGACACUUUAACGGAAUUUUUUUAACGGAAUGAAUACAAAACGUAUGUUGCUAGAGGGCAUAUGCAAGUUGUGUUUGGUUAAAGAUGCUUUGUUGCUGCUGUAAGGUUGAUAUGAACAGGAUAGGCCUCUUGUAAUUAGAUAAAAUGAAGCAUAUAGGCCUUGUUUGCAGAUACUGGUGGUGACUUUAAUUGGGAUGUGCAUGGAGAGUUUGCUCAGGGCUAGCUUUGUAGAUAGGAAAUUUGCAGUUUUGAACAGUUCUGUCUGUUUUAUAGCACCAUUGGCUGUAAUCUAGACAUUUCAAGCAAAACCCUCGUCUAUCCAGUACAGAUGGUUAAACAUCAAGUUCUUGGUUGUGUAUGUAUUGAGUUUUUAAUCUUAUAAUAGACCGUUCAGAAAGAAGGCCACUAAGCACAGGCCAAUUAGUAUCUUUUCUUAGAUAACAUCUCCAUUAGUAAGGGACCACAUACUCCAAAGCUUAAAGCAUGAAAAUCCAUCCUAUUUGUUUCAAAUUGUUGUUUGUUAAGGACAGGAGACACUAGCACUGUAAAGCUUCAGGUUGUGACCGAGAAGUUUAGCGGUACAGCUGACACGCAGGCUAGAAAAAGACUAACCUAUACUAUGAGAGGAGUGCUUGCACUUAGUGUGUAAAAGAGGUUGUAAAUCCUUCAUUCUCUUUUUUUUGGGCUUUUCAGCAAACCGUUCUUAACAGCUCAUUGCUUGCUUUAAAAAAAUAAAUAAAAAAAUGUAGACUCCCCAAAGUGCUUUGAGUCACACUGUGGCUGCUACAGACCCGCUCAAUCAGCUGUUUGUCAGAGUGGUUGGUUGUGUGCACAGACAGGGUCACGUGCUGUUGCUGCUUCCCUUUACACCCUUUGCGUUUUGGGCUUCAGAACUGUUCUCUAGCUUGUAGUACUCACAGUGCUGGUAGAAUAGAACGGUGCCUUAGAUUCAGAGUAGGCUAUAUAUUUAUUUUCAUAUAUUAAUAACUAAACAUUUUACACAUGCUUACUUUGGCCAUGACAAUCAUUUUACUUGACCAAGGCCCUGAACAGGAUCUAAUGAUGAUGUUUUUUUUGUUGUUUUUUUUUUUUGUUUGUUGGUUUUUAUUUUUAUUUCUGGGUUGUUGUUUUUUUUGUUUGUUUUUGUUUUCUUUCUCUUUUUUUUUUUUUUGACAUCUUGAAUUAGCCCUGACUACAAAUUAUAUUUGUACAUGCAUCCAAAGUGUACUGGAAAAAAGAUACGUACUGUUAAAAUAAAGGUUGUUUUUUUUUUUUGCAAGAGAAAAGAAAUAAAUGCCGUUUGGCGCAGUCGUGAUAA